Boleophthalmus pectinirostris (great blue-spotted mudskipper) is the source of this 1305-nucleotide messenger RNA. It is a transcript of the gene dipk1a, whose product is annotated as divergent protein kinase domain 1A. Lineage: Eukaryota; Metazoa; Chordata; Actinopteri; Gobiiformes; Gobiidae. The record is from RefSeq and is a predicted model, not a curated record. The transcript has 7 exons. The coding region runs from base 188 to 1216 and encodes 342 amino acids.
CCUUCUCUCCUCACAGCAACGCGGCGACGCUGAGACAUAAUGCUCCGCUCUGGAACAUUUCAGGCUUACUGCGUUGUAGUGACGGAGGAGGCGUAGGAGUCUGGAGAAGUAGCCCUUUUACGCGUGCACAGAUGUAGAUUUUGCCUCCCGAUUCGAGCAGCCGGUGUGAGAUGCGCUACGUUUCGCCAUGGCAAGAGCUCCGGUUCCGUGGGGGGUGUUCAGGAAGCCGCUGUACGUGCAGGCUCGGUACCUGCACAUGAAGUACCUGUUCUUCUCAUGGCUCGCUGUGUUUGUGGGCAGCUGGAUCGUCUAUGUGGAGUAUUCAUCCUACACAGAGCUCUGCAGGGGACAAGAGUGCAAAAAAUAUAUUUGUGACAAAUACAGAAAGGGGGUGAUUGACGGCUCGGCCUGCAGCAGUCUGUGUGAAAAAGACACUCUGUACCUGGGAAAGUGUUUCACAGCUAAAGCCAACAGCCAGGUGUACUCUGGGAGCUGGGCCGACCUGGAUGCUGUGAUUAAGUGUCAGCUGGACGACGCCCCUCGAUACGACUUAGGAAACGAGCCGAGGAGAGAGGCUGCGUCCUUUGACGCCCCCGCCAAAGGCACCUCUGUGGAGCAGUUCAGAGAGAUGAUCUACAACCACCUCAAGGCAUCAGUGACACUGAGGAUGGGGGCCUAUCCAGGCCCGCUCCGCCAACUCAACGAAUUCCUCCUGGCUUUAGUCCUGCAAGACCGUGAACACACACCAAAGUUACUGGGCUUCUGCGGAGACUUGUACGUUACGGAGAAGGUCCCAUACUCCCCUUUGUACGGCAUAACUUUACCUUGGAUUUUCGAAGUCUGGAUUCCCACUGGUCUACGCAGACGCAUGGACCACACCCCAUCUACACUAAAAUCUUUCUUGAUGCAGAAAGAAGAUGGUGAUACUGAUGAAGAUUGCGUUUACGGGAGAGACUGCAUGACUUCUUGUGAUCUAACCAAGCAUAGGUGCACGACAGAUAUAGCAAGACCAAAUUUAGCCAAAGCUUGUGAAGCACUUAAAGACUAUAUACUUAGAGGAGUGCCAUCAGAUGUGAAGGAAGAGCUGGAAAAGCAAUUGUACGCCUGUAUUGCUCUCAAAGGGACCACUGAGCAAAUGGAGAUCGAGCACUCGCUGAUCCUCAACAAUCUUAAAACGCUUUUGUGGAAGAAAAUCUCGCACACUAAAGACUCUUAAUGAAAUAAUUUGCACAUUUUUGUCCCUUUCUUUCAGGGUCAGAGACUUGUAACCACUGUGUAUCACAUAGAACUGUUAGAUCAUUUACA